Effrenium voratum is the source of this 501-nucleotide messenger RNA. NCBI's taxonomy places the organism in Eukaryota, Dinophyceae, Suessiales, Symbiodiniaceae. The record is from the annotation of a GenBank genome assembly.
AUGGCUUUCAAUGGUCAGUUUCACGGCAUGCGCCAGAUAGAGCCCUCCUUGCUACAUACCCACCCAGGCCAUCAGUGGAUGGCUAACAACAGGGAGCUGACUACUUGGAACCCGAAGCUCAAGACACGAAAGCAAGGCAUGGAAUGUGCAUCCGCUUGGGGAAUGAGGCGCAACUUUGGCAACAACAUCACGCGACUUCCGACAUCCCCUACCUUCAUGGCAGGCAAUUGGGCUGCUGAGGUAUCCAGGGGAUACGGUUGCCGCCGUGUUCUUCAGAAAGCACCAGGCUGCCGGCAUCCACCGCAGGCCGUGAGGGCCCAGCGCCCCUGGAGCCCGACGCAGGGCGGCGCCAUGCAGAGGUCAAGAGGCAGGGGAGCUCCAGGAUUUCUACGGCAGCAAUCAGAAGCGGACCGGGCAGCCAAGGAGAUUUUUUUAGAACCCUACGCGGAGAUUGCGAAGCUCUGCUGGAGCAAAGGUGGCUGCUUUCGUCGCCGGUCUUGA